Gopherus evgoodei (Goodes thornscrub tortoise) is the source of this 1515-nucleotide messenger RNA. It is a transcript of the gene UBE2Q2, whose product is annotated as ubiquitin conjugating enzyme E2 Q2. Lineage: Eukaryota; Metazoa; Chordata; Testudines; Testudinidae. The record is from RefSeq and is a predicted model, not a curated record. The transcript is spliced from 13 exons. Gene Ontology annotation, molecular function: protein binding. The coding region runs from base 286 to 1422 and encodes 378 amino acids.
GGGCCGCUCUUGCACUGUUGCGUGGGGCGGGGUAGCUGGUGGGCCCGGCCCAGCACGGUUGGGGAGGGGGUAACUGGCUCCGCUGUUGCCCUUUUAAAUGUGUGAGAGGGUGCUGGAGGCUGGUACAAAGGGAGCUGCCGCCGCUCCUGCUUCCUCCACCGGCUCAGGCUGCUCCCCGCCAUCUUCCGCCCAGCAGGCGCGGCCGGGUCAGGCCGGGCCGGAGCCGAGCUGCGCGGGGCGCGUGAGGCGAGGUGGCGCAGGCCCGGGCCCGGAGAUGAGGCCAGGAUGUCGGUGUCAGGGCUCAAGGCCGAGCUGAAGCUCCUCGAGUCCAUCUUCGACAAGGACCACGAGCGCUUCCGCAUCGUCUCCUGGAAGCUGGACGAGCUGCACUGCCAGUUCGUGCUGCUGCCGCCGCCGCCGGGGAGCAGCCCGCCGCCGCCGCCGCCGCCGCUCACCAUCCACUGCAACAUCACGGAGUCUUAUCCCUCUUCAUCACCAAUAUGGUUUGUGGAAUCAGAUGACCCAAACCUGACUUCAGUGUUGGAGCGAUUAGAAGAUAUUAAGAAGAGCAAUACUCUGCUUCUUCAACAACUGAAGCGAUUGAUAUGUGACCUCUGCAGAUUAUACAACCUUCCUCAACAUCCAGAUGUUGAGAUGUUAGAUCAGCCAUUACCAACAGGACAGAAUGGAACGACUGAAGAAGUAACAUCAGAGGAGGAGGAGGAAGAAGAUAUGGGUGAAGACAUUGAAGACCUAGAUCACUAUGACAUGAAGGAGGAAGAGCCUGUUGAUGGAAAGAAAUCUGAGGAUGAAGGCAUUGAAAAAGAGAACCUUGCAAUUUUAGAAAAAAUCAGAAAGAAUCAAAGACAAGACCACCUAAAUGGUGCAGUGUCUGGGUCAGUCCAGGCUUCAGAUCGGCUUAUGAAAGAGCUCAGGGAUAUAUACAGAUCACAGAGUUAUAAAACAGGGAUUUAUUCAGUGGAACUUGUAAAUGACAGCCUGUAUGAGUGGCACGUUAAACUUCUAAAAGUUGAUCCUGACAGCCCGUUACAUAGUGAUCUUCAGGUCUUAAAAGAAAAAGAAGGCGUAGAAUACAUUUUGCUCAACUUCUCAUUUAAGGAUAAUUUUCCUUUUGAUCCACCCUUUGUGCGAGUGGUAUCUCCUGUGCUCACAGGAGGGUAUGUCCUGGGUGGGGGUGCAUUAUGCAUGGAACUUCUUACUAAACAGGGCUGGAGUAGUGCCUAUUCAAUAGAAUCGGUCAUCAUGCAGAUCAAUGCCACUUUAGUCAAAGGAAAAGCUAGAGUACAGUUUGGAGCCAAUAAGAACCAAUAUAAUCUAGCAAGAGCACAGCAGUCCUAUAAGUCUCUAGUACAGAUACAUGAGAAAAAUGGCUGGUACACUCCUCCAAAAGAAGAUGGUUAAUAUUGUGGACUGCUGUACACCUGGACCAAUGUCAGACAGCUCUUUUUUUAUUUCUUUCCAACACACACACACACAGAUUCAAGCUACGAGUGC